Molecule: messenger RNA, 1380 nt
Organism: Cyprinus carpio (common carp)
Lineage: Eukaryota; Metazoa; Chordata; Actinopteri; Cypriniformes; Cyprinidae
Product: sperm-associated antigen 16 protein
Exons: 2
Coding region: 16-1380 (454 amino acids)
Biological process (GO): axoneme assembly
Cellular component (GO): axonemal central apparatus
Molecular function (GO): protein binding
Source: RefSeq, a predicted model, not a curated record
AAAGAGACGUGAAAAAUGGCAUUUAGGUACGAGGUAGCAGAAGAGGCCGUUGAAGGCCCAUAUUACCUCGGGAAAGUUUUAAUUCCAGAAGACUCUGACUAUAGUGACUAUAAAUACGACGAAGUGACUGUCGAUGACAAACUCAUCAUACCAGAGGGGGAAGAGGACUUGGAAACUGAUGUUAAAGCAGUGCGGGAUCAAACUGAUGCCACCAAAAUCACAACACAGACUCAGAGGGUCAGUUCGGUGAAACAUACAGUUCUUAAAAUACUUAAAGAGGUGGUGGACAACUUUCUCCGCAAUUAUCUGGUACAAAUGGGAAUGAAAAGAACAUCAGACUGCUUCCAAAUCGAGUGGUUUGAGAUGGGACACAAAGGCUUAAUGAAAACAGAUGUAAUGCAACUCGUCUCUGAUGUCUACACACACAACCAGCUCCUGGACAACGAGCUGAAAAACGUACAAAGAGAGCGGGAUAGUUAUAAACAGGCUGCAUUUGAAGCUGGAGAAACCAUAGUAAAACUUCAAAGAGAGAGGGACUUUCAUAGGAUGCAGCACAAGCGUGUCGUUCAAGAGAAGAAUAGACUUUUUGAGGACAUUAAAAAGCUGAAUAAACACUACACUCUUAAGAAAAAUGGUACUUUUAUUAGACAACUAAAUGAGAAGUAUCAGGCAGCUGUAUGGCAGAAGAUGCUGGUUAGUCUGGAGAGAGACAAAGCUGUCAGCCAGGUUCAGAUCACAGACAGCUCUCUAUGUACUGCACAUUCUUUCACAGGAACCCGAACAGCUCUAGAAUCCCCUAAAAUGCCACAUCAAAGAGAAAAAAUACAGAAGAGUCCAGAAAAAUGUGCACAACUGUCAUAUGACAAUGUUGCAUCAAAUGAUGCUAUAAAAGACCCCAACAAAAACACAAGGCAUCCUAAAGACUCUGAAUUCCCAGCAAGCACUCGAGUCAAUCCCUACUUGCCACAAAUCAAAGCUCUUUCCUCACUCAACACCAAAUCAGCCAACUUCUCUCUCUUCAAGUCUUUUAAAGCGCACACGAUGGCAGUGAGCUUCCUCGCUGUCCAUCCUCGUAAAAUGAUAGUAGCCUCCUCAAGUGAUGACCAGCUUUGGAGAUUAUGGGGAAUACCAGAGGGAGAGAUGAUCAUGACUGGCGAGGGGCACACUGAUUGGCUGUCAUCAUGUAGUUUCCAUCCCAGCGGUGGUUACUUGGGGACCACAAGUGGGGACACCACAGUUAAAAUUUGGGACUUUGCUCAAGGUCGAUGUGUGCUCAGUUUGGAGGGACACAUUCACACCACCUGGGCUUGUUCCUUCCAUUCCUGUGGUGAUUAUGUGGCCUCUUGUUCUAUGGAUAACACUAACACUAAAUUCUGGUAG